AUGCCAUGUUUUUCAGCAUCCCCCCGCCAUCGCAGGCUGACACUUGCGCUAUUGUUUUGUAUUGCUAUUUGGCAACUCAAUUCAUACCUUAGCUACGGCUCUAGCCUCUAUAAUAUAGCCACUUAUUGGGAAUGGGUUUUGUGGACCGAUGAAGAUAAUCUCCAGCUUGUGAAGGACUACUUCCCAUGGCUUGAGGACACCUUUUUAAGCCUACCUGGUAAUAUUUAUCGGGCAGAUUUAGCACGGAAUCUCUACAUGUACAUGUUUGGCGGGAUAUACGCCGAUUUAGACACGGAGUGUCUGCGUCCUACAUUCGAUGCACUCAGAUCAAACAAUAUUUCGCUGUCUGGCGAGUCGAAGAAUGAGUUUACGGAUGAAAGCUCCAUGAGCCAUGUCGCCAUGUUCGGUCGCAUGGGCUCUGAUCAAAAUUUUGAUCACCAUCUACCAAACGCGUGGAUGGCAGCUUCGGUUCGACAUCCCUUCUUUCUUUUGCCGUUGGAAUUCGCAAAAGCCGAGAUACAAAAGAGUAAACGUAUUCUGCACCAAUUAUGGUACGAUUAUCCAUCAGCAGAGGAGCUGACCGGGCCUAUUGCGCUGGCAAAAAAUAUUCGGCGAUAUCAAGUUUGUGGCGAUACGCUGGAUAGCAUAAUAUUAUUACCUGAUGGUCUGAUAUACCCCUUCAAUUGGAAUGAAGGCCAGGAUAUACGGUCAAUUUGCUCAGCUGAGAAAGACUCCUUUAAUGAGAGCAGUUGUAAAGAGACGUUAGGUGUUGGCGUAAAAGGCAGCAUAUCCAUAACAUAUUGGAGCCACACUCACAGAGGCAAGGGCUCAGAUGACGAAAACAUAGAUCGCAUUAGCCAAGAGAAAUAACACUUUGGUGUUAUAGAAACUAGUCAGCUUGAUUGCAAU
Molecule: messenger RNA, 909 nt
Organism: Trichoderma harzianum CBS 226.95
Lineage: Eukaryota; Fungi; Ascomycota; Sordariomycetes; Hypocreales; Hypocreaceae
Product: glycosyltransferase family 32 protein
Exons: 3
Coding region: 1-870 (289 amino acids)
Biological process (GO): mannosyl-inositol phosphorylceramide biosynthetic process
Molecular function (GO): mannosyltransferase activity
Source: RefSeq, a predicted model, not a curated record